AGAUAGCACUAGAAAAAUUGCCAGAUUAGGGGUGCACUUGCGACUGGGUCAUCACAGAGACUUCCUUCCAUAAGAAACAUACACACAGACACACACAGACACACACAGACACAGAGACACACAGAGACAACACACACACAUACACACACACACACUCACAGACACACAAACACACACACAAAACACACACACACGGACUUGUCAAUCCAAGAAAGUUCGGAGAGGUGUUUCCACCUGUUGUCCUUCCUAUCCCUCUCAGCGGAGAGGUUCUCCUUCUGCUAACACAUUGUACUGCUGUUAUAUGAACUGUGCCCAUCCACCAGCCAGCAAGAUGCCUGUCUUUUGUCGAACAAUGAAGCCACCGCCAUGCACGGAUGUGACCCGUGCGUCUCUUGCUUCUGACCUCCCAGCUGAGGAGCAGGUGCGGCUCGGCCAGUCUUACCUGCAUGGGAAGAAUAAGAUAGCCAAGGACGAGAUCCGAGCGGUCAUGUGGUUUGCUCUUGCUGCGGAGAAAUGUGAUGCUGCAGGAAUGUACUGGCUAGGCCUUGCAAUGGAGGAGGGUCGCGGUGUGAGGAUGAGCACAACCAAGGCUGCACGAUGGUAUAAGAGGGCAGCUGCCCAAGGACAUGGUGAAGCUCUGUUUCGCCUUGGACAAUGCUACCGCAUGGGAAAAGGGCGACGGCGAGAUAUGUCCAAAGCCAUGGAAUGUUUCCGCAAGGCAGCAGAUCGAGGCAUUGCUGAAGCUCAACUGGAGUUGGGACAUUGCUAUAGGUUUGGUGUUGGUGUUGCACAGGAUGAGAGUUGUGCUAUGGAGUGGUAUCGAAGAGCCGCAGAGCUUGGGCACCUUGCUGCAUGCAAUAAUGUUGACGAUAAGCUUAACAAUUCUCUCAAGGAGGCAGCAGGUUGUACAGAAGCAGCAGAAAAAGGCGAUUCCACAGCUCCCGCGGAUGAACAUGACCAUGACAAAGUCUUCCAUGCUCGACUAAAUACGUGUCACAUUUCUUCUUCCCCUGAGACGGAAUGGAGAGGAGGUUUAUGCACAGGCCAUCGGUAUACAGACAGUGAUGGUGAUCCUGGAUGUACCGGCCGAGAUGGGAACUACAAAAGUGUCACUUCCGGUUUGAUAGCACUGUGGAGAAGUCGACGACGCGAUAGGAGAUCUAUUUCUUCCUUGCCGGCUGGUACCCAAGGUCCAGCUUGCACAGGGAUGGAGGUCGGUGGCGAUGAUGAUCGGAAUACUAAAUCACGGGUCACCUCAGCUUCGUCCGGUGACGCUGUCGCUGACCAAGAUUCUGUAUCCCAAAGACUGGAGAUCUCUGAGGUUCAUGCUGUUGAGUCUGAUAGCAUAGGAUCACUUUGUGAUCCGCUCUCUUUCGAUGGUGCUCUUCCUAUUGAUGAUGACGUCAUCAACAAAGCUGUUGGCUCGGUUGAUAACAUGGGAGACGGAGGAGACCUAAGGGAACAACAUGGGGAUGAAGAUGAUGCGGGGGAUGACAAUGCCGAGUCCUUAGGAAGCAUGUCGGGAGAAGUUCCUGAUGAUGUCACGGAUGAGCCAAAAGAGAAGGCAAAGACUGCGAUUUUGGCCACCACAAUGACUCAAGCAUUAGAGUGGCUCCGAGUUACGGCCGAUGAUGGCAACCCAUCUGCUCAGUACAGGCUUGGUGUUUGCUACGAGAAAGGAGAGAGCUUGGAACAAGACAAAGUACUUGCAGCGGAGUGGUAUUGGCGAGCAGCGGAACAGGGACAUGCUGCAGCCCAAAGCUCUUUGGGGGAGGUGGCCGGAGGCGGAGGAGAAGUGGCGGAGGCGGAGAGGAGAUGGCGGGAGGAGGUGGACGGGAGGUUGCAGAGGUGGAGAGGGGAUGGAGGGAGUAGAUGGCGGGAGGAGGCGGAUGAAAGAGAGAGAGGAGAUGGCGGGAUCAGGCAGACGGGAGGUGGUGGCGGAGGCGGGGAGGAAAGAGGGAGAGGACAUGUGCGGGCAGCGGAAGGGAGUUGGGCGGAGGCCAAGGAGAAGUGGCAGAGGCGGAGAGGAGAUGGCGGGAGGAGGUGGCGGAGGUGGUGGAGGUGGAGAGGGGAUGGCGGGAGUAGAUGGCGGGAGAAGGUGGAGGAAAGAGCCAGAGGAGAUGGUGGGAGGAGGCAGAUGGGAGGUGGCGGAGGCGGAAGAGAAGUGGCAGAGGUGGGGAGGAAAGAGGGAGAGGAGAUGGUGGGAGGAGGCGGACGGAAGGUAGGCGGAGGCGGAGGAGAAGUGGCGGAGCGGAGAGGAAAGAGAACGGAGAUGGCGGGAGGAGGCGGACGGGAGAGUGGAGGUGGGGGGAGGAGAAAGUGGCAGAGGCAGAGAGGAGAUGGCGGGAGGAGGUGGACGGGAGGUGGCAGAGGUGGAAGAGGUGGAGAGGGGAUGGCGGGAGUAGAUGGCAGGAGGAGGUGGACGAAAGAUAGAGAGGAGAUGGUGGGAGGAGGCAGACGGGAGGUGGCGGUGGUGGAGGCGGGGAAGAAAGAGGGAGAGGAGAUGGCCGGAGGAGGUGGACGGGAGGUAGGCGGAGGCGGAGGAGAAGUGGUGGAGUGGAGGAAAGAGAACGGAGAUGACAGGAGGAGGCGGACGGGAGGUGGGCAAAGGCCGAGGGGAGAUUCGCGAUCCCAAUGGCAGGAGGGAGGGAGGUGGAGGCCGAGGGGAGGUGGCCGCACACCGUUUUUUCUUUUUUUUUCCGAAAGGGCGGGCAGCGGGAUGGCGGAUGUGCAGGCAGCGGAACGGAGGCCAGAGCGGAGGUGGGCGGAGGCCCAGGGGAGAAUGGUGAUCCCAAUGGAGAGAGGGAGGGGGGCAGAGGCGGACAGGAGGCCGGCGGAGGCUGAGGGGAGGCAGCCGGAUGGUGGAUGUGCGGGCAGCGGAACAGAGGCCAGAGUGGAUGUGGGCGGAGGUGGUGAGGAGAUGGUGGGAGGAGGCGGAUGGGCGGUCGGGGAGGCGGAGAGGAGAUGGCAGGAGGAGGCGGACGGGAGGUGGCGGAGGCAGAGGAGAAGUGGCGGAGGACGCCUCUACUUUCUUGGAGAGGGCGUUGUUAAGGACGAAGUGACAGCAGUACAAUGGUUCAGGAAAGCUGCUGAGAACGACCACGCCAUGGCUCAGAAGCAUCUAGGCUUCUGCUACGAGACAGGCGCAGGGGUUCCCAAGGAACCCUUGGAGGCCAAGAAUUGGUAUGAGAGAGCAGCAGCACAGGGUGAUGCUUGGGGCCAGCACAAACUGGGCAACAUGUAUUGGUGCGGAAUGGGGGUGCCUCAGGUCGAUAAGGAAGCUGUGAAGUGGUUUCAGAAAGCCGCUUGCCAGGGCCUGCAGGAUGCUCAGAGCAGACUUGCUAUUGCUUAUCGGGAUGGGCGUGGAGUUAACCAAGAUCCAGCCAUUGCCGAAUACUGGUUUCGCAAAGCGGCUGAGCAAGGGCACAUUGAGGCACAGCGCAACCUCGGUGUUCUGCUUUUUGAGAAGGCGCGAACAAUGGACAUCCGCUGAGAAGGUGGAUACGGAAACUGUGAAAUGGUUUCAGAAAGCCACUUGCCAGGGCCUGCAGGAGGCACAGAACAGGCUUGCUAUUUGCUUAUUCGGAUGCGCGUGGCAUUAACCAAGAUCCGUCCAUUGCUGAAUACUGGGUUGAGCAAGGCCACAUUGAGGCUCAGCGCAACCUCAGCGUUCUGCUUUUUGAGAAGGCGCAAACAAUGGGCAUCCACACUGAGAGUACCUUUCUCCACAUCGAAUCGGUCAAGAUCCUCUUCAACCUGCUUGAGGUAUAGGGGUCACUAUGUGACUUUCAAUUAUGAUUUACUCCACUCCAUUUCACCUCUCUUGUGUUCCACACGUGCAUGUGACAGAAGUGAACUCUGUCUGAUGACAACGAAAGGCACUGACGACGAGGAGGUAAGGAGAGCAACCAGCAGUCUAGGGUAAGGUGGGGGCAACAGUGGCAAGUGUAUGGUUGUAUGAAACACCAUCAGCCAAAGGAUCGUUUGAUCAAAAGACAUUUCGUGGCAGGGCCCACAGAUCUGCAGGUGAUUUUUUAUGGCUAUAUUGCCAGCCCUGGGCAUGCUAAACUUUCCCCCAAGUGUUCUAGACAUAGUAGUAUAGACUGAAACGGGAAACGUUAGGCCCCGAUGCGAGGGGCCGAUGCUGCUAUCUGCCGAUUAUUAGGCAUUUGAGCGGUUUCCUUAUUAGCCUUGCACACACUCGACAUCUGUUGCGCAGAAGGGUAGUGGGCAACAAGGAGAGGACAAGUGCUGAUUACGGUACGUUGAAAAAAAUCCUGACUUUCCAUUUUUGGGCCAUUAUGAAAUCACCGGUUUCUGUCAAUGGAGGCAGGCUUGAGGAAUCUGCUUCCCCACAAGGUCGUAAAAACAAAGGGCAUGUUGCCGCCCAAGGCCAGGUUCUUGGGCGAUAGCAGGAUAUACCUGAUGCGUGACACAUAUGUGGUCCCCACGGCUCCACUAGCUGCUGAGAUGCGCUGUCAGAUAGGCUGGCAGCUCAAGGAGGAGGGAAGCACUCUCGGGUGUGGUGUCGGUGUGCCGCGCAUGAGAUCGUUUCCGCAAGAAGUAGAGGCCCUCGGAAGGGGGUGCAGGGGAAGAUUUAGGUGGGUGGGCUGCUGGGGCGAGCGCUUCUGUGGUCAUGUGUAGCUCGUACGAGACCCUUGUCAAGGCGUAGCUCAGUUGGGACAAGUUCGAACCCAGAUGAAAUACGAUGAACAGGAUAAAAUCCUCAGGAUGUC
Messenger RNA from Chara braunii, 4736 nucleotides. NCBI's taxonomy places the organism in Eukaryota, Viridiplantae, Streptophyta, Charophyceae, Charales, Characeae. The record is from the annotation of a GenBank genome assembly.